This is a messenger RNA of Gadus macrocephalus (Pacific cod), 5772 nucleotides long. RefSeq names its product kelch-like family member 6 (gene klhl6). NCBI's taxonomy places the organism in Eukaryota, Metazoa, Chordata, Actinopteri, Gadiformes, Gadidae. The transcript is spliced from 7 exons. Gene Ontology annotation, molecular function: protein binding. Bases 1147 to 4446 code for a protein of 1099 amino acids. The record is from RefSeq and is a predicted model, not a curated record.
CGUGACUCACCACAUGGGGGCGCUGGCGGCGGGGUUACAUCUGUGGAGGCUGUUGGUUGGGGUAGUGUGUGGGCGUGUAAAGUUUGUGUGUGUGUGUGUGUGUGUGUGUCUGUGCAUUGUGUGUGUGUGUUAUGUGUAUGUGUUUUUGCGGGCGUGUAUAGUUUGUGUAGUUUGAGAGUGUGUAAAGUUUGUGUAGUGUGUGCAUUUGCAGUUUGUGUAUUAUGUGUUUGUGCGUGUACAGUUUGUGUAUUGUGUGUGUGUGUGUGUUCAGGAGUUUGUGUAAACAGCGGUUGAAAUGAUUGUGUACAGCAGUGUUAUCUAGAGGAAAUAUCAGAGGAAGGUAAGAUAAAUAUCUGCUGAGAUCAAUACCCCAGUGUGAGCCAGAGAUUGUAGGGGAGAAAGUUGUUCAUCUGGUCCUUCUAAGGUUUAUGUUUUUACUAAGCCAAUGAAUACAGAAUGAUUAUGUCACCUUGCCUACACUUCGUGUUGAAAAAGCCAACAUAUGAAAUGACAAAUACUUUGAUAUAUGUGUUAAUAAAGUUUUGCUCUGUUUUAUAUUUAAUGUUGUCUUCAAUUCCCUUUGAAAUUUUGGCCGUGUGUAGAAAUUAAUCUAACUACAUUAUAUGUAAAUUAUAUACAUUAUUCAAGCUUUGUAAUAGUAUGUACUAGCAUACACCAAAUUAUGCAAAUUAACCGACUAAGCUUCAGCCAAUCAAAGCGCAGUAACAGCAGAGACAGCCUGGGAAUUCCUUCACAGAUCACAUUUCCAGUGCGCAGAAUGAUGGCUUUUGAAGCGCACGAACGCACCUUUUCACAAGGUCAACCAAUCGGAGAUUUAAUAAAGUUCAGCAGUUCUGAAACCCAAAAUUCCGACAGCCCAGGGUCUCCUGAAUCAGAGGUUUAGACUGGCAUAGCCUACAUCCUCACCUGAGGUGACUGCCAUUCAGGUGACCUGGUUUCACGCGUCACUCAGUGGGACGGUCUCACUUCCCUCUGGGAAACCAUUAACCUGGCUCAGAGUCCGAUCCCUCCAACCCUACCUGCACAUUGGCACCGGACUUUUUAGGUCGCUUUCAGUCCAAUAUAAUGGUUUACGCUUUCGAUGCGUAAAUCACCACACAGGACCGUAGCGGCAGAACAUAGCAGAUGCACCUGACUGGCGCUGAGAAAGUCAGGGUGGGUUGUCUGCAUGCAAUGGCUGUUCACUAUUUCCUGGUCUGUCCCAUUCUACUACUCCUGACUCUCGUCGCGGUAGAGGCCCUUCAAUAUGGACGCAGGGGCUCCGAAACCACGCUUGUCCCCCAAAUCCGGGGGGCUCCCGAUGCGAUCCUGUGGAAACAAGAGUCUCGUAAAGUAGUGGAGUUCGACGGCAGUGAGGAGAGUGUCCAAGAGACGUUCCGGGACCGGGUGGUCCUGGACUGGCACGCGGCCUCCCUCAUCAUCAAGGACCUCCGGUUGGCUGACAGUGGCACCUACGAGCUGGAGGCCACCAUCAACAACAAGAAGUACUACUCCCAGCAUGAGGUGGUGGUUAUUGAGAAGGUGGCGCCGCCCACCAUCUCCUGCCUCAUCAACGGCACGGUCGGCGGCGACGGCGAGUCGGACCCCCCGCGGACCCGCGCCGUCCUCAGGUGCAGCGCCGAGGGGCCUCCCUCCCUCAUCACCCUCGCCUGGACCCCGGUGGACGGCGUGGCGACGAAGGGGGCGGGGCUAACGGUCGCCCUGGCCGGAGACCGGGACGACACGGUGUACACCUGCCUGGCCAGCAACCCCGUGAGCCAGGAGAUGGGCACGUUCGUGGCCAAAGAUUGUUACCCAGACAGUUUCCCAACCGGAGGGAUCGUGGCCAUCGUGGUGCUCUGUCUGCUCGGGGUUAUAUCAGCGGGCUGCGUCGUGGGCUACUGGAGAUGGAGCAAAGCACACCCUAAGUCCGAUGGUAUUGAAGACGUCGAGUCACGGCCGCUGAACCGAUCAAAUGGGUCGGGCAUCUCCAAGGCCUACGGUAACAGAGCCACGCUACCUAGCACCCAGCCUCUGCUGCACCCCCCCAUGGGAGAGGACAACACCACCCACUCCGGGGGCGGUGGGGACUCGACCCGGGUCAGUGUCCACCCCUCAGAGUCCAGGCUGCCAGAUCUGCAGCAGCCAAGCGACCUGGAGUCGAAGCUCAGUGCGGGCGACCCUCCAGUGAGCGUCCUGGUGGAGCCCGCUCAGGGGUCUGAAUCUGAUUUAACUGCUCCUCAGCCAAUGACCCCGCGAGACGACCAUCUUGGCUCUGAUGUAGGUGGCCAUCUUGGCUCUGAUGAAGGCGGCCAUCUUGGCUCUGAGGAAGGCAGCCAGGCAGCCGACGCAGACCUCUACAGAUCAGAUCCAGAGGCGCGGGAGCCCGCCGCGGUCGUACUGAGAGAGGAGGAAGUGUACGUCACUCCUCGGAGCAGCAGUGGUUCCUUGCAUGGGGAUAAGGAAGAGGAGAAGGAGAAGUCUAAGGAAGAGAAGGUUGAGCCAACGUUCCACACUCCUCGGGGCAGCCGUGACUCCUUGCAUCAGGAGGAGAAGGAGGAGGAGGAGGAGAAGGCUGAGGCAGCGGGGCCGGCUCCUUUAAGCCUCCUUGGUUCCUCCAAGGCGGAGCGAGGGGAGGAGGCGGAGGAGAAGGAGGAGGAGGAGGAGGAGGAGAAGAAAAAGGAGGCGGAGGAGGAGGAGGAGGCUGAGGCAGCAGGGCCUGCUCCUUUCAGCCUCCUUCGUUCCUCCAAGGCGGAGCGAGGGGAGGAGGCGGAGGAGAAGGAGGAGGAGGAGGAGGAGAAGAAAAAGGAGGCGGAGGAGGAGGAGGAGGCUGAGGCAGCAGGGCCUGCUCCUUUCAGCCUCCUUCGUUCCUCCAAGGCGGAGCGAGGGGAGGAGGCGGAGGAGAAGGAGGAGGAGGAGGAGGAGAAGAAAAAGGAGGCGGAGGAGGAGGAGGAGGAGGCUGAGGCAGCAGGGCCUGCUCCUUUCAGCCUCCUUCGUUCCUCCAAGGCGGAGCGAGGGGAGGAGGCGAAGGAGGAGGAGGAGGAGAAGAAAAAGGAGGAGGAGGAGCAGGAGGAGGAGGAGGAGCAGGGGGAGGAGGAGGAGGAGGAGAAGAAGAAAAAGGACACGGGGGUCAUUCCUGCGGAUGAACACGGUGACGAGCGUCUUGUGGCUGCUGGUGAACCACCGGUGAACGUUGUGACCCAGCCGUCAGAGGAGAAGGCAGCAGUAGCUGGCGCUCCACAUGGGGCCGAGGUUCUGCAGGAGAAAGGGGAGGCGGGGAAGGAAGAGGAAGACGACGGGGAGGAGGAAGGACAGGGGGUGAGCUCGCCACAGAAGGCCCCCCCCCCUGACAGCCACAGCGACUCGGCGGCCGGGGCGGGAGAGAGGGGUACGGACGGGAGGGAGGAAGACGCAGAAGAGACGUCACACGCGGCAAACGACAAACGGGACGACGCCGAAGACAAAAAGGGAAAGGUGGCGCCUCCUACCGAGCCGGACCGAGAAGUGAGGGGGAGGGGGGAGGAAGAAGAGGACAACGGUGUCAAGGAAACGGCACGGGACGACCCACAGGGGACCAAGGAGGAUGACGGUAAGGACAAAGGGCUGGUGAGCUCUCCAGCGUCCAAACCGGAGUCUCCCCAGGAUUCUGAAGCGGUGGUGGGGGAGGGGAAUACAGAUAGGAGCACGGAAGAGGAGACGAAACACCACCAAGACAACGCAGGAGACGGGGCGGAACGGGUGACGCCUACUGUCGAGCCCGCCGUGGAGACACCAGAGAGGAAGAGAGAAGACCAAGCAUCACACGACGACUCGGACGGGCAAGAGGAAGAGGAAAGUAAAGACAGAGGGUCAGAUGAGACGAUACACCAACAAGACAACGCAGGAGACGGGGCGGGACAGAUGCCGCCUCCUGCCGAGCCAGCAGUGAAGACACCUGAGGGGGAGAGAGAAGUCGUCCCACAAACAUCCCAGGACGACGUGGAACGGCCAAAGGAAGGGGAGGUAGAGGAAGAGGAUGGUAAAGACAAAGGAGGGGCCAGCCUCCCAGCGUCCACACCUGAGACUGAGGCCGUGGCGGGGGAGGCCAUUACAGAUACAAGCAUGGUGGACAAGAAGUUGGACGUGGAGUCGCCUGAGGGGAAGGAAAAGGAGGACAAUGUCCAGCAAACAGUUCACGAUGACGCCCACGUGGAAGAGGCAGAAGGGGUUAAAGAGGGAGGCAAGACCAGCUUGACCGAGAUGGAGUCGGGUCCUGAGAUCGGACCGGACCCUGGCAGGCAGCCCGGAGGCAGCGGCGCCGAGCGGGGAGGGACGCAAGGCUCAGGGGGACAACACGAGGGACGCAGAGAGGAAACGAGAGACGGGCCACUCCCUGCCAAUCACGUAGAGGAGGGGGACGCCAGGGACGGAAAUAAGGAUGAGGAGAACGAGGACGGCGCUGAGUAGGACGGAGGGCUGGGCCGGGGACGGUCGCUGGGGAACACCGGCAGGACCUUCUGAGGACUUCAGCCUCCCGGCACACCCUGCUGGAGAUACCUGGACUAUGUGUUUGAAUCGUGAGCAACCCCUGCCCUGCCCCUCGGUUAAUACUGUCCUGAAGCCGUUCUGGUUAGCAAAGAGGCCUCACUGUCCUCACACUGGUUGGAAACAUUUAUUUUUCGAACUUGAACAUGUAAAAGCAGGGUCGAGGGCUUUGAAGCGUACGAGGAUGCGCAACGAACAGUGCAACCUCUGUUGCUGUGGCAGGAUGAGGAUGCGACUCUGAGAUGGUCAGGGUGGGUAGGGCAGAACUAAAUCCAGUCUAAGUGAAGUGAGAUGGGUUUUAGUCGCCUUCCAGAGCAAACUUGUGAAAUUCUUCUUAAUCUUGUUCUCGAACAUGCUACUGGAUUCUAUUGUGUCUGCUCCUUCAGUGUGUCAAACGUCAAAUAUUGGUUUAUGAAACUGAUAAGCAGGCCAGUGACACGCCUAGUCUGAUAAAAGAUAACACAACAAUACAGUAUUUUAUAGAAGGUGUGCUGUUUGUUUUUUAGUUAACGAAUAACUUUAGAAUCCUUUUGGACUUUUUUUCCCACACCAACUUUACCUUCAAGAUGAAUUUAGCAUUUAAUUCACAUUAAUUGUAAUGAUCAGUUCUUGUCAUCAGGGGAUGGUGUUUCCUCGUUUUUCUCUAACCAUUUUCAGCAAUUAUUUCUAUGUGAUUUUUUUUUAUGUAAAAAUGACAUCAUUGACCUGAUUUAGUUUUUAUGAUUAACAAUAUCAUUUUGCUUCUGAGUAUUACUACCAUACUAUUACAAUAUUAGUCUAAUACUAUACAGUAUUUUACAUUCAGAGUUCAUGAAAACUGCACUUUGAGAUUAUGUGUACAUUUCAACAAGUUUGAUUCAAAACAAAAACAUAAAUUUCUACAUGAACACUAAAUAUAUGCAGUUAAAUAAUGGAUAUUCAGCACCCAGACAGCAAGAGCAUGAGAAACAGUUAAUGAGAACAAUAUUGACCGAUAGCUGAAGGUUAUAACAAAUGCACUCGUAACUAAGUUAUAUUAUUUUAAAAAACAAAAUCUAUAGGGAGUCAAAUCAAUGUUUGAUUAAGUGUCCUAUAUUGAAGAAUGGGGAUUUUAUUAUUCAUGUUAUUACAUUGAUUAACUAUUUUUAAAGUGUGAUAUAUAACUAACAGAUUCUCUUUUUUUUUUUGCUUGCUUUUUUAACAAAUAUGCUACGUAUAUUUUUUAAAUUCUGUUUCAUUAUAAAAUGUUUUGGAGCUAACCUAAAAUCA